Molecule: messenger RNA, 1048 nt
Organism: Paramisgurnus dabryanus
Lineage: Eukaryota; Metazoa; Chordata; Actinopteri; Cypriniformes; Cobitidae
Source: RefSeq, a predicted model, not a curated record
AGGGACAGUGCUACUUUUCUUAUUUGGUAUAAGAACUGUAUGCAGCUUGAUGUAUCAGUUUCCCGGAUUUAUCGAGGUUCCAAUCGGUGGCGAUAUUUUCCUCAAUUGUAACACAAUGGGUGCGUCUCCUUGUGACAGGAUUUCUUGGUACAAAGUAUCCAGAAUGGGGCAGAUGAAAAACGUAACAGCUGUGUUGGGUAAUAAAAGUCCCAAUGAUUACCUAUGCACCCUCACAAUCCCUAAUGCAACUCCAAAAGACUCCGGCACAUACUAUUGCUCUGGAUCAUAUAGUGUUUUGUCUUACAUUGGCAACGGAUCCAUCGUCAUUACCAUAGACCCCAAUGCAAAGCCCUCCAGUACAACAACCUACGUCUCAGCCAGCAAUGCUCUUUCAGAGGAGACUGAGCCAUCUGUCAUUUCCCUGCAGUGUGUGGUUAUGGGUGUAGGUACCUCUCAGGCCCGCGUGUUCUGGAUGAUAGAAGAGAAAGAGCGCACUGGAUGGACGGAGUCAAAUUGGGCAAACGGCAGUGAUUCAUUCACACCGUUCAUCCGAGCUCAUGCUUCUGUAUCAGCUGAGGAGUGGACAAUUGGCCCUGAAAUUAAGUGCGUUGUCGAAUUUAAUGGAAUGAUAUUCUCCAAAAAAAGUCUUCAAAUAUAUGACUCAAAUUCCAUCUGUUCACUGUUGAUGUAUGUGGGCUCCGCAGUGGCAUUUCUUAUCAUUGCUGUAACUGUGAUCAUCGUAUUUAAGAGAAAUUUGGAAAGAACAUUGUGGAGCCUAAUUUGUGCAAGAAAUAGAUGAAAACUACAAAUCUAAAUGUUAUGUUUUCAGCUGAGGCAAAGGUUUGCAUUUUUUUUUAGACUUUUAUAGAAAUGGAGAGUGGUAACUUAGUGAUAAGAUGAAAUCAUUUUCGUUUAAAAUGUGAAUCAAGAAAGAAAGAAUAAACAAUGAAAGGAAAAGCUUAUUCAUUAUUUGAUUGUCCUGUUUGUAUGUCAACAUAAGCCAUUAAGUGAUAGCUAUGCUGUGUAAUAAAUUAAAAAUAAAUUUUAA